Messenger RNA from Pipra filicauda (Wire-tailed manakin), 1763 nucleotides. RefSeq names its product D-beta-hydroxybutyrate dehydrogenase, mitochondrial-like. Lineage: Eukaryota; Metazoa; Chordata; Aves; Passeriformes; Pipridae. The coding region runs from base 1 to 969 and encodes 322 amino acids. The transcript is spliced from 4 exons. The record is from RefSeq and is a predicted model, not a curated record.
AUGUGGGCAGCGGCCCCUCUGCUGCUCCUGCUCCUGCUGCCGCUGGCGCUGGCGCGGCGGUGGCGGCGCGGGGCGGCGCGGCUGGAGCCGGCCGGGCGGGCCGUGCUCAUCACGGGCUGUGACAGCGGCUUCGGGCACCUGCUGGCGCUCCGCCUGCACCGCCUGGGCUUCACCGUGUUCGCCGGCUGCCUCUGCCCCGGCGGGGACGGGGCGCGGCGGCUGCAGCGGGAGGCGGCGGCCGAGCCCGGCCGGCUGCGAGUCCUGCGGCUCGAUGUGACCCGCGCCCGCGACGUGCGGGAGGCCAAGGAGAUGGUGCUCAGCCACCUCCCCGAGAGAGGUUUCUGGGGGCUUGUCAACAAUGCAGGAAUAUCAACUUUUGGCGAGACAGGGUGGCUGCCUAUGGAGACAUACGAAAAAUUUGCAGAUGUGAAUCUCCUUGGGAGCAUCAGAACAACCCUGGAAUUUCUUCCCCUUCUAAGGAAAUACAAGGGACGUAUUGUUUUCAUGUCCAGCAUCAUCGCUUAUUUUACUCUGGGAAAUGGCAUUUAUUCCAUGACCAAGGCAGCAAUUGAAAAAUUCUGUGAUGCUCUAAGACUGGAAAUGAAGAAGUUUGGUGUCCAGGUCUGCAUUAUUCAGCCAGGAAAUUACGCGCGCUCCACGAGAAUCCAGCCACCGGUCAGCGCCGAGGAGAUCUGGAGCGAACUCAGCGAAGAGGAAAAGGCUGUUUACAACAAGGAGUACGUCCAGGAGCGGGCAGACUUUUUCAACAGCAUUCUCAGUGAAGGAAGCACAAAUGGCCACGAGGUUGUGGAUGCCAUGGUAGACGCUUUAACAUCUCCUGCACCCAAGGCACGUUACAUGGUGGCAAAGCUGAAGGAAAAGGCACUGGUGUUUGUGUGUGCUUUAUUCCCCACUGUUGUGAUGGAUUCUGUUUUGUCUUAUGCUCUGAGUAAAGUAAAACUUGCAUAGCCUACUUGGGUGAGGCAGUUUUCAAAAUGUGAAAUGCAGAGCUGAAUUUAAUGCCCCCAGGCAUUAUAAGGACACCGAUUAACCAGUACAAGCUUUGGAGGGUCUCCCUAGUCAAAACUGUCACUGAUUCACAGGGAAAAAAAUAUACAGCCCCCCCCCCCGUGUAAAAUUAAAUCAGUUGUCUAGGUAACUUUAUCUCUCCUGCGUGGAAAAAAAAAAGGCCACUUACACUGCUUUAGGUAUUGCCUAGAAACUUUAAUGCAGCUUUUUCUACUUCAAUAGCAGGGUGUUGUGUUACAGACACGAUGCAGACAAAACGGAGCACAUCCUACAGGGCAACUGUACGCCUGAAGUCAUCCCAGCAGAGAUGAAAAGACCUUAGUUGUAGAAACUUGAGCAGCCAUUUAUUUAGAGGUGAUAGGGAGAGAUUAUGGAAAAGUUAGGAAUGAGCAAUGGACCCUGAAAUACUUUGAAUGGAGUUAAGUGGCUGUAGCCAAAGUGUCAAAGCUCUGAGCAACCUGGUCUAGUGAAAUGUGUCCCUGCCUUUGGCAAGGGGGUUGGAAAUGGAUGAUCUUUAAGGUCCCUUCCAACCCAAACCAUUCUAUGAUACUAUGAAUGAUAAAGUUGUAACAUGGGAACACUGUCUUGGCUAACUACAGUUCAGUCCUUUUUCAGGUUGUUCUGAACAAAUCUGUAGCAAAGCCAAUAUAUCAAACACUUCGGAAAAUAAGUUGCAUAUUCUAUUUAUUUAUAAAUGAGUAUUUAAUCCUAAAUAAACUCUAUCUUUUAUCUGA